AUGGAGGAUUUAGGCCGUCGGAAGCAUGGAGAAAUGACCACAGGAAAGGGUAGACUUAAAAUUUCCUGGCGAGAUGAGAAAGUCGAAAAGAUAGGUGAGGGCGUUUCCGGAUAUAUCGAUCUUUACCAAUCAAGACUGACGCUGGAUAGAUAUGUAGUGAAAACGUACCAUUGUCGAGAGAAAUACGAGACUAAGGUCGAAUACCAGAAACGAGUACUACAUGAGUACAAUAUUCUUCGAGGGUUGCAAAAUGGGCACGUUAUUGAGGUGUAUAAGGAAGAGGUGUCGUGGUUUGGGGCCACCGUGAGAAUAUACAUGGAAGCAGGUACCGCUGACUUGUAUAAAAUUCUCAAAGACAAGAAGUCGGAGGCGAGAAAUACGAAGGAAAUGUUAUGUUUGUGGAAACAAUUAUGCUACGGAAUCGAUUAUUUGCACAAUACUGCUAAGAUAUGUCAUCGUGACUUGAAGCUCAAUAACUUGGUGCUUGAUUCGCACACAGGUAUGUUGAAGAUGAUCGAUCUAGCUACUGCGUUCGAGUUUUCUAGGGAUCCGGACACAGGCGCGUACGGCGACCGGGAAUAUGAAGCCAUCGGUCUUGUGGGGUCUAAUAGCUACAUGGCACCCGAGACCGUGCAGCAGUUUCACUAUGACGGAAAGAAGGCCGAUAUAUGGUCGGUGGGGAUCAUCUUAUUUUACAUGCUCAACGCAAAAUUCCCGUGGAAGUCUGCAAGGUUAACUGAUCGCAAAUAUGUGGCCUAUUGUAAUCACGAUGGCACCAAGAAUGCUACCGAACUGGGGUUUGCAACUAUUUCUCAAUACUUACCGCCAGAGUCUCACGAUUUGGUGGGCAGAAUUCUUGAGGCUAAACCACAGGAGCGGGCAAGUAUUAGUGAUUGUUUAAAAGAUGAAUGGUUCAAUAAACUAGGUGUUUGUGAUGAUUCAACCUGUGGCCUCGAUCAUACUAUACUAGCUCAGGGUGUUUAG
This is a messenger RNA of Debaryomyces hansenii CBS767, 984 nucleotides long. It is a transcript of the gene PRR2, whose product is annotated as Prr2p. The transcript has a single exon. The record is from RefSeq and is a predicted model, not a curated record. Gene Ontology annotation, molecular function: ATP binding; protein kinase activity. The coding region runs from base 1 to 984 and encodes 327 amino acids. Gene Ontology annotation, biological process: protein phosphorylation. Lineage: Eukaryota; Fungi; Ascomycota; Pichiomycetes; Serinales; Debaryomycetaceae.